CGCGUUGGCAGUUUCCUAAACACAGCGCGUCACUCCGGGUGGGUCAGAGCAGCGGCAGACUGUGUGUUGGACUGGAUGUGUGUUCCCGGCUGGAGGACGUCAACCCGCUGAGACUGAAGACAGUUAGACACGUUUGGACAUGAGCAGGUUGCCCUGACAUGGACACAGAGAUGAUUCCCAAAUUUUUGACAAAGGACGAGGAAGUUGAUUACUGGAAGUCACAAGCCCUCAAAUACAAGAAAAGUUGCCUCAAUGCACAGGAGGAACUGCAGGAGUUCCAGGAGGGAAGCCGGGAACUGGAGGCUGAGUUGGAAGCACAGCUUAGCCAGGCAGAGCACCGCCUACGAGACCUGCAAAUCGAAAACGAAAGACUGAGGAAUGAGAUGGCCAACAUCAAGGAGAAGCUGGAGCAGCAGUACGCCCAGAGUUAUAAGCAGAUUUCGAUGCUAGAGGAUGAUCUGGGUCAGACCCGCAGCAUCAAGGAGCAGCUCCACAAAUACGUCCGGGAGCUGGAGCAGGCCAACGACGAUCUGGAGAGAGCCAAAAGGGCUACAAUAGUGUCCCUCGAGGACUUCGAGGGCCGUUUAAACCAGGCCAUUGAGAGAAAUGCCUUCCUGGAGAGUGAGCUGGAUGAGAAGGAGUCCCUUCUUGAAUCUGUGCAGCGACUGAAAGAUGAAGCACGAGACCUGAGACAGGAGCUUGCAGUCCGGGAGCGGACCACGGACAGGAUGUCAGCACCCAGCUCGCCCACAUUGGACAUUGACAAGAUAGAUUCUGCAGUACAGGCCUCUCUGUCCCUCCCAGCCACACCUAUAGGAAAGAGCAUAGAGCAUCCUUUCAUCAGCCCAAAAGCUUUGACCAAUGGCUGUGGCAGCUCCUCCCUCACUCCCUCUGCUCGAAUCUCGGCUCUGAACAUAGUCGGUGAUCUCCUGAGAAAAGUCGGCGCAUUGGAGUCCAAACUCGCCGCAUGUAGGAACUUUGCCAAAGACCAGGCGGCGAGGAAAAAUUUCUCCACCGACAACAGCACGGUCAUCAACGGCAACACCACCAAAUUCCCUCACUCUCUACAUACCUCGUACAAAACAACUGUAAAUGGACUCGACCCUAGCUCUUUGAAUUCCAUGGCAGCGUCCAGAGCUGUGUCUCCCCCGGGCAUGCUGCCUCUGAGCGUGUGAGGCAUCCCAGACUCUACUCAAACUCCUUUCCGCCCGACACAACUUGGGAACAGAGAGGACACUUGAAAGACCAUGACAUUGUGUGUUUGUGUGUAUGUGUGCGAGUGCGAUUGACAGGAAGGUGUGUGUGUGUGUGUGUGUGUGUUUGCUUGUAUGGGGAUUGUGCAUUUUUGAACUUGACGUAUGGAAGUGAGGCUUUGACUAUACAAUUAACCUGCCUCCAGUUUGCAGCUCUAAAUGCAUCUGUGAGUAGGUGCAUACGUUCCUACCCACUUGCAUGUGCCUAAAGCUGUGCUGUUCUGUGCUCAUAUGAAUGUGUUGCUCUUAACUCUGCAGUGGUUAUGAUUUAAACUCUCCACUGUUCCUCUGAAAACUAUUAUCCCCGACAAAAAGUCCUUAACAGACUACAGCUUCAUCUUAACCUUAUUUUGUCCCUAUAUUUUCCAAUUAAAUUGCACAGGUAAACUAAUAUUAAUUUAGAAUGUAUUAUAUUUAAAAAAAAACAAAAAAAAAAGACAAAAAAGGGAUGUGUUUAUGAAAUUAAUUUAUCUCACAGGAUGCUUUAAAAUGCAAUUUUCCUGCAUGUGUGCAUAUUUAAAAUGGGGUUUUGAGGGGCGUCGUUAAACCCCACGUUAAUGACUGAAGUGAAUGUUGAUCGUUCAAAGCCAUGUAUUAUAGUGCAGUCUUUCCUCGUGUUACUGGCUACUGGUAAAUCCAUAUGGGAGUAGUCUCCCUGCCUGGUUCUGUGCUUUCUCACAGGAGUCGCUGCAGUUGAGAGUUUCCUCAUCAACUGAGGGAAGAACUGUUUUGCCUUUUGUUUUAAAUGUGUGUACUGACGUUGUUUAGUUUGUGUCGAGUAUUGUGACGGGCUCGUUGACCUCGUCCUGAUGUAAAGGCACAGUGGAAUUGAAAUACGAGUAAGGUGAAUGCAAAACGAAACUGACACAAGGGUUCUUUUUGAGGACUUUGGUUCAUGUGAGUUGAUGGGAAAGUUAAGCCUUUGUGUCAUGCAGCAGGUUUUCUACUUACCUGUUAAUUUGACUUUUUUUUUCUUUUUUUUUUUUUUUUUACCAGAUAUUGGUUAAUUUAAUAAACCAGAUUUUUUUUUUUGCCUGAA
Messenger RNA from Solea solea (common sole), 2292 nucleotides. RefSeq names its product nudE neurodevelopment protein 1-like 1b (gene ndel1b). Gene Ontology annotation, molecular function: microtubule binding. Gene Ontology annotation, biological process: vesicle transport along microtubule; mitotic centrosome separation; regulation of neuron projection development. Gene Ontology annotation, cellular component: kinetochore; kinesin complex; centrosome. The record is from RefSeq and is a predicted model, not a curated record. NCBI's taxonomy places the organism in Eukaryota, Metazoa, Chordata, Actinopteri, Pleuronectiformes, Soleidae. Bases 159 to 1175 code for a protein of 338 amino acids. The transcript has 9 exons.